Messenger RNA from Dryobates pubescens (Downy woodpecker), 1220 nucleotides. RefSeq names its product DNA fragmentation factor subunit beta (gene DFFB). The coding region runs from base 19 to 1014 and encodes 331 amino acids. Gene Ontology annotation, cellular component: nucleus; cytoplasm. NCBI's taxonomy places the organism in Eukaryota, Metazoa, Chordata, Aves, Piciformes, Picidae. The transcript has 7 exons. Gene Ontology annotation, biological process: apoptotic DNA fragmentation; apoptotic process. Gene Ontology annotation, molecular function: DNA endonuclease activity. The record is from RefSeq and is a predicted model, not a curated record.
GCGGCGCCCGGCGGGGCCAUGGCGGAGCCGCUGCGGCCGUUCCGCUUGCGCGGCUGCGGCAGUCCGCAGAAGUACGGCGUGGCGGCCGGCAGCCUGCGCGGGCUGCUGCGGAAGGGAUGCCGCCUGCUGCAGCUUCCCUUGCCAGGCAGCCGCCUCUGCCUCUACGAGGACGGCACGGAGCUGACCGAGAGCUACUUCCGCACCCUGCCGCCGCAGACGGAGCUGGUGCUGCUGGGACCCGGAGAGAGCUGGCGGGGCUGUGCCAGCGACAUCGAGCGGCUCCUGGCCGCCUUCUGCAGCCGCGGCGAGGCGGUGGUGGCGGCGGCGCGGAGGCUGCUGGCGGACGAGAGGGCACCCCGCAGGCAGAAGCUGCUGGCGGACCUCAUCCACAACCUGAGCGAGAACAUCCUGGCCGAGGGCAGGGAGGAGGACAAGAGCUGGUUUGAAGGUGUGGAGUCUCGCUUCAGGAGCAAGUCCAGCUACCUGCGCUACAGCUGCCAGAGCAGGAUCCGCAGCUACCUGAAGGAGGUGAGCAGCUUCCUGUGCCACGUCCCCCCCGCGGGAAGGGAGGCCUACCGGAGGGUGACCGAGCUGAUGGCAGAGAGGCUGAAGGCUGUCAAAUACCACGGGGGCUACUUCGACAGGAGCGAGGAGGAGGCUCGGCUCUGCACCGCCGAGGGGUGGUUCUCCUGCCAGGGCCCCUUCGACCGUCCUGCCUGCCCCAGCCGGCACUCCAUCAACCCCUACAGCAACAGGGAGAGCAGGAUCCUCUUCAGCACCUGGAACCUCGACCACAUCAUAGAGAAGAAACGUGCUGUUGUCCCCCAGCUGGCAGAGGCUGUCACAACACGAGGUGGAAGAGAAGUGAACUGGGAAUACUUCUAUCAGCUGCUGUUUACAGUGGAGAACCUGAAGCUUGUACACAUUGCUUGCCACAAGAAAACCAACCACAACCUCAGCUGUGACAAGAGCAGGGUCUACAGAGCCGAGCAGCCCAAGGCCAAGCAGUGCUAGAGCUGCUGCUGGCCAGCUCACAUCGCACUGUCCUCUCCCAACAGCUCCAGCAGGCUGAGGAGGCCCUGGCCAAGGCCUGGCCAGGCUGCAGCCCCCCAGCAGAUCCAUUCAGGUGGUGCUAACUCUGCUCCCCUGCUGCAGCUGUCCCUCAGCCACGCUGUGCUGCCAGAGCACAGGAAGGAGGCCAGAGGCUGGCACUGACUGCU